AUGAGCGUUGUCUACGAACCCCGGAAUUUCAUGCACGAUGGCUCGUAUCCUCCCAUCGGCGACCACGACCACGAUCAUGUCCUCGACCAGACUGGACAAUACCAGGCAUCCGACGUCCCGGACCUCGCAUCCUACAAUCCGACGUCCUCGAUGCUCGGCGACGACCGGUCUCUGAUGCCGGACGGUCUUGACGAUGGCUCCGUCGGCGUUCCAGAUGCGACGCGAAUCGACCUUUCCGCGCCUACGACCCUCGCGUCUCUUCCUUCGAGUCUUCCUCCCUCGCUCCCCGAACCCUUGCCAUCAAACAACAAGGACGAGGGCGAGGCCUCGACUCCUACAUCCAGGGUCAAGUGCAUACCAAAGCCCGAACGUGAGGUGACGAAACAACCCGAUGGGAAGUUCUACUGUACUUUCCCAGGAUGCACGGAAGAGACGCAAAUCUUCACUCGGAAAUGCGAAUGGAGCAAGCACAUGGACAAACACGAGCGACCCUACCGAUGCGCCGCCGAGGGCUGCGAAAAGCUUCCCGGAUUCACUUAUUCCGGCGGCCUCCUCCGCCACGAGCGCGAAGUCCACGGCAAGCAUGGCGGACCAAAGAACACAGUCAACUGUCCCCAUCCGAACUGCAAGCGCCACACCGGCAAGGGCUUCUCUCGACAAGAGAAUCUUAACGAGCACCUCCGACGAGUGCACACAAGCGACGGCUCCAGCACGGUCCAAGAAGACAUCCAAACCGGUAGUGACGGUGACAGUGACAAAGCCAUUGGAUUCGGCGCGGGGAACAAGCGGAAGCGCUCCAGAAAGGGCUCCGAUGCGGGACUCGACGAGCUGCGCGAGGAGAUCAAGCGCGUGCGCAUGGAGAACGAGGAGCUGCGCCAGCAACUCGACAGGCAGGGCCAGCACAGCUUCGCCAUGAUGUCGCAGAUUGCGGAGCUCCAGGAUGCGCUGCGGACGAACCUCGACCCCACUGGGCUCGGCGCUCCCACUGCCACGAUGUUGUGA
This is a messenger RNA of Colletotrichum orchidophilum, 1002 nucleotides long. RefSeq names its product C2H2 transcription factor. The record is from RefSeq and is a predicted model, not a curated record. Gene Ontology annotation, biological process: regulation of transcription by RNA polymerase II. Bases 1 to 1002 code for a protein of 333 amino acids. Gene Ontology annotation, cellular component: nucleus. The transcript has 2 exons. NCBI's taxonomy places the organism in Eukaryota, Fungi, Ascomycota, Sordariomycetes, Glomerellales, Glomerellaceae.